Messenger RNA from Pocillopora meandrina, 651 nucleotides. Lineage: Eukaryota; Metazoa; Cnidaria; Anthozoa; Scleractinia; Pocilloporidae. The record is from the annotation of a GenBank genome assembly.
UUUUCUAUUAUACAUUUCAACACUCGAAGCUUAAUAAGAAAUUUCGAUCAACUUAAUUUAUUGCUAAGAAAUCUUAAUAUGCCGUUCUCUGUGGUUGAUGUGUCAGAAACUUGGCUAACUGAUUGCACUGCAGAGCACGUAAAUAUCAGGGGAUAUAAUUUUGUCUCCAACCAUCGUAAAUCGAAAGCAGGCGGCGGAGUUGGAAUUUAUUCACCAAACGGCCUUGAAUACAAACUUCUCGAAGAAUGCAAAUAUUCAGAUCCAGAUGUAAUUGAGUCACUCUUCUUGGAAAUUAUUGUUCCCCACGGAAAAAAUUUUAUUGUUGGUUGCGUCUACAGACCACCAAAUCAAAAUGCUGCUAUGUUUACUGACAAAUUCAACAAUAUUCUCUCACUAAUUUCCAAAGGCAAUAAACACUGUUAUGUGAUGGGAGACUUUAACCUAGACCUUCUCCAAUACAAUCAUCAUGUUCCAACACAGGAAUUUAUUGACAGCUUAUUUUCACACGCCUUUCUUCCUCUCAUCUCCAAUCCAACACGCCUCACCUCAUACUCUGCGACGCUAAUUGACAACAUAUUCACCAACAACCUUGCCCCUAGUGUUUAUAGCGGCAUUAUUCUAAAUGAUUUAUCUGACCACUUACCCGUUUUU